CUCCGCUUCGCUUAGCUCUCUGUCUCUCUCUACACUGGAUACUGUUUUCGUGUUCUGUUAGCCUUGCUCUGCUUUUUCGACAUUUCCUUAUUAAUUUUCUUUAACACUUAUAUUUAUUAAUUAUAUUAUAUAAAUAUAUGGGUUCGAAGUUUAAAGCUGCAAUGGAAUCACCUAAUAGAGAAAGUGUGUGCGUAGGAUAAGAGCAGGCACGCUCUUCCCAGUAUCAAGCAACUUACAUAGUCAUUUUUGUGUAACAUAAAGAGAGAAAUGGAUUGAAUUUUUAUAAGUUUUUUUUUUCACGUUUUUGGGGUUUUGUUUAUUUUUGAUGAUCGAGCGGAGGGAUGGAAUCAAAGUGAUGAUGAGGAUAGUGGGGUUUCAUUGAAAGGUCUAUAUCUUUUGAGGGAGAGAGAGAGAAGCUACUCAAAUGCUUUGGUCGGCGUGCUUUGAUGCUGCUAACUGAAGGGGAGGUGUUUUUUUCGGUUAUAUAAAAAAAGCCCCACAUAAGAAAAGAUCUUUCUUUCCAGUGUUGUCCCCUUUUCUUUGCAGGUUUUUGUUCCUUGAUUUUGGACUGUGCUGCUGCUGUUUGGGGGUGGGGUUGGGGUGAGGUGCGAGGGGAGAGGGUGUAAAAGGUCCUCCUUUCUGACCAAUUGGGAUUGGUUUGUUUUGUCAUUUGUGUUUUGUGAGACCCCUUUUUUUCUUUGAUAAUUGCUCCAUCUCUAGAAGAUACUAUACGUGAUUCUACUUAGUGGGGACGAAAGCUCAGUGGAGCAAUAGGAAUGGAAAUUUGUUUCUUCUCUUUUUGGAAGUUGAUGGGUUUUGGGUUUUUCUAUUGACGAUGUAAAGGUGGGGACUUUGCUUUGUGUUCUUCUGGUUGCUUGUAUUGUAAAAGAGCGUAAAAAGGAAGAAUUCUUUUAAUAAGAAAAGAUCGCAUAAUGGGUUCUGUUGUUGAAGAGAAGAUUAAAACAGGAGCUUUGGUUAAUGGAGGGGCACAGGCCACUCUGCUUGAGGAAAUGAAGUUGUUGAAAGAAAUGCAAGAUCAGUCUGGGACCCGGAAGGCUAUAAAUUCCGAGUUAUGGCAUGCCUGCGCAGGUCCACUUGUUUUCUUGCCUCAGGUGGGGAGCCUUGUAUAUUACUUCCCUCAAGGACAUAGCGAACAGGUAGCAGUGUCCACGAAAAGAAUGGCGACCUCUCAAAUUCCCAGCUAUCCAAAUCUUCCAUCUCAGUUGAUGUGCCAAGUUCACAAUGUUACGCUACAUGCAGACAAAGAUACAGAUGAAAUAUAUGCUCAAAUGAGUCUUCAACCGGUGAACACUGAAAAAGAUGUCUUCCCUAUACCAGACUUUGGAUUGAAGCCCAGCAAGCAUCCAAAUGAAUUUUUUUGUAAAACUUUGACUGCAAGUGAUACAAGUACACAUGGUGGUUUUUCAGUGCCACGCAGAGCAGCAGAGAAGCUCUUUCCUCCAUUGGAUUACACAAUGCAGCCCCCAACUCAAGAGCUUGUUGUGCGCGACUUGCAUGAUAAUACCUGGACAUUUCGCCAUAUAUACCGGGGGCAGCCAAAGCGACACCUUCUUACAACUGGGUGGAGUUUGUUUGUUGGAUCAAAAAGGCUUAGGGCAGGUGAUUCCGUUCUCUUUAUCAGGGAUGAGAAAUCACAGUUAUUGGUGGGUGUGAGGCGUGCAAAUCGUCAACAAACAACACUACCAUCAUCAGUUCUUUCUGCUGAUAGUAUGCACAUUGGUGUCCUUGCUGCUGCUGCUCAUGCUGCUGCUAAUAGAAGCCCAUUCACAAUUUUCUACAAUCCAAGAGCCUGCCCUUCUGAAUUUGUCAUCCCUUUGCCUAGAUACCGCAAAUCUGUAUAUGGGUCUCAAGUCUCUGUUGGUAUGAGGUUUGGAAUGAUGUUUGAAACAGAAGAGUCAGGAAAACGUAGAUAUAUGGGUACAAUAGUUGGUAUUAGUGACUUGGAUCCUCUGAGAUGGCCUGGCUCGAAGUGGCGAAACCUUCAGGUUGAGUGGGAUGAACCUGGAUGUAACGAUAAACAGAAUAGGGUCAGCGCAUGGGAAAUUGAAACUCCUGAAAGCCUCUUUAUUUUUCCCUCUUUAACUUCAGGUCUCAAACGGCCAUUUCAUACUGGAAUUUUGGGAGCAGAAUCUGAAUGGGGAAGCUUGAUAAAAAGGCCUCUCCUCCAGUUUCCUGAAAAUGGAAAUGGGAGUCUUCCUUAUUCGAUCUCAAAUUUAUGUUCUGAACAACUGAUGAAAAUGAUGCUGAAGCCUCAGCUUGUUAGCCAUCCAGGAAUUUUUGCAUCUACUUUACAACAAAUCUCUGCUGCAAAAGGGUCUCCAUUGGAAGAGAUGAAGAAUAUGCAGUCUACAAGCAAUCAGAAACCUCAGCCUAUCCAAUCAGAGAAUCUGUUGAUAGAAAGCCAAAAUCUUUCCCAAUUAGUCCCUGACCAACCUGAUCCCAUCAACUCAAAUUUGCCGAAAAUAAAUGCUAAUGGGAACCUACAUCCUGCUAACAAACUUGAAAGCCAAACACAAGCUAGGAGCAAUGAUGAAAAAUUAAAGCUGGAUUCAGAGCAUUCAACUGAUCAGUUAAGUCAGAUGACUUCAAUAUCAGAAUGCAAUGAGGAAAAACUGGAGGCAAAUGCUGUAAGUCCAUCAAGUAUUUUGAACCAACUUUCUUUCUCUAACCAGAGCCAGAUGCCAUUCCAAUUGCAAAAUAACCCAUGGCCCAUUCAGUCACAAUUGGAAUCGUCAGUCCUCCAAGCUCAUCAAAUACAGUUAUCUCAAGCUGAUAUUAGUAAUUUAAGCAGCUUUCUUCCUUUUAUAGACGCCAAUGAAUGGACGCCACACCUUUCUUCUUGCCAACCACUUGCAGGGAUUUAUAAGUCACCUGGUCCUACACUAGCAGUUGGGUUACAAGACUCUUCAGCUGUCCUUCCUGAAGCAACUAAUUCUUCCUUAACUACAGGGGGUCAAGAUACAUGGGAUCAUCAGCUGAAUAAUUGUAGGGUUUUAUACCAGGCUGACCAAUUAACUUCAUUCACUCAGCAAGAUCCAUGCAGUCUUAAUUCGGGUGGGCUGAGAGAUUUGUCUGAUGACAGCAAUAAUCAGAGUGGGAUAUACAGCUGUCUUAACAUUGAUGUUAGUAAUGGUGGCAGUACUGUGAUUGAUCCUUCUGUUUCCAGUGUCAUUCUUGAUGAGUUAUGCUCAUUGAAGGAUGCUGAUUUUCAAAAUCCUUCAGAUUGUUUGGUUGGAAACUUUAGUUCUAGUCAGGAUGUCCAGUCUCAGAUUACCUCUGCUAGCCUCGCAGACUCUCAGGCCUUCUCUCGACAAGACUUACCAGACAGCUCGGGUGGUACUUCCUCUAGUAAUAUUGAUUUUGAUGAGAGUGGCCUUCUGCAGAAUAAUUCAUGGCAUCAAAUGGCUCCACGUGUGAGAACAUAUACAAAGGUUCAGAAGGCAGGAUCUGUUGGAAGGUCGAUUGAUGUCACGAGUUUUAAGAACUAUGGUGAACUAAUCUCAGCAAUUGAAUCCAUGUUUGGACUUAAGGGGCUACUUGACGAUCCUAGAGGUUCAGGGUGGAAAUUGGUGUAUGUGGAUUAUGAGAAUGAUGUUCUACUCGUUGGGGAUGAUCCUUGGGACGAAUUUGUUGGGUGUGUCCGUUGCAUCAGAAUUCUAUCCCCUACAGAAGUUCAACAGAUGAGUGAAGAAGGGAUGAAGCUUCUUAACAGUGCCACAAUGCAAGGCAUUAAUGGCUUCGAUUCAGGUUGCAAUGCUUAAGUUUCCACCAAGCUGAAUUUCCAUUGCUCU
Durio zibethinus is the source of this 3812-nucleotide messenger RNA. RefSeq names its product auxin response factor 5-like. Gene Ontology annotation, biological process: response to hormone; regulation of DNA-templated transcription. NCBI's taxonomy places the organism in Eukaryota, Viridiplantae, Streptophyta, Magnoliopsida, Malvales, Malvaceae. The record is from RefSeq and is a predicted model, not a curated record. Gene Ontology annotation, cellular component: nucleus. Gene Ontology annotation, molecular function: DNA binding.